AUGUCGGACGAGCAGCUCCAACGGGAAGAAGCUCAUCUUCGUGUUGCAAUUAAUAAUGUUUCCAAUGAGACGCUAAAGACGCACAUGUUGACGGCGUUAAAUGACUUUCAUACGUCCACAAGCUCAACAAUAUCAAGUGUAUCGACUUUUGCAGCUCAGAAAGAGAGUGAUAAGAAUGAUGCAAUUGCAGUAAAGCUGAGAGAGACGUCUGUGACUGUACAAAAGCCUCGGGACGCUCUCUUCUUGGCAAUCCAUGCACUGUUACUUGAAGCUGGCUAUAAAUUAACGGGGGCUAUGGGCUCAGAGUUUGUACUGCCUGAGAACUGGGAUGCUACCAGUUCAAAUGGACUUUUUAAAGCAGAAUACAUUCAUCCAAAUGAUGAAUCAAUCAAGUUUUUAUUCCAGGGGUUGUUUGUUGGAGACAAGUUUGAAGUGUACCUUUCGGACGACAAGGAUCACAUCCACUCGAUUACAUUAAGUGUGGACCAGUUUGUCGCAUUAAGUGAGUCGACGUCUCCUCUUUCGGCAGCAAGCCUGCUCCAAAAUCUAGAAAACCUGCGGGAGACAUUUACGCCAUUUGCCGAAAGUAUUCAGCCUGCAAUGAAGAGAAAGACUACACCAGUAGUCAGCAUUCCAGGGGUUCACCCACCGGAUCGUGAUGAUCAAGGAGAUUAUGGUGCUCCAUCUCCAGCUCGUAUCCCGCCGGUGGGAGAAGGUGAUGCAUUUCCACCGGGGCUUGGAGGUGGCAACCCAGACAUGUUGGUAGGACCCGACCAUCCACUCUUCGGUCACCGUGGUGACCCAUCUCGGGGUCCUGUGCCUGGCGCUCGCUUUGACCCGUUCGGUCCGUCUAUCGAUCCUCUUGGUCCUAGUGGCUUUCACCGCCCACCAUCUCGUGGCCCAGCACCGACGAUGCCAUUUGGAGGACCCGGACCCGAUCACUUGCGCAUGCCUCGCGACGACGAAAUGGACCCUAACUUUGGCUUGAGUGGACGUGGCAGCCGUGGUGGGCACCCGUUUGGGUCAGACCACUCGUUUUUCUAA
This is a messenger RNA of Peronospora farinosa, 1044 nucleotides long. The record is from the annotation of a GenBank genome assembly. Lineage: Eukaryota; Oomycota; Peronosporomycetes; Peronosporales; Peronosporaceae.